Messenger RNA from Daucus carota subsp. sativus, 2899 nucleotides. RefSeq lists its product as uncharacterized. The record is from RefSeq and is a predicted model, not a curated record. The transcript has 14 exons. The coding region runs from base 110 to 2176 and encodes 688 amino acids. NCBI's taxonomy places the organism in Eukaryota, Viridiplantae, Streptophyta, Magnoliopsida, Apiales, Apiaceae.
UCAAUCAAAUUUACUCAUUUUUGCUAUCGUUCUCUUAAUCUCCGCAGAAGUCAGCUCAAUGUUUUUGUACUGAGGAAGUAUAAAUUUUGACCCAAUAAACACCCCACGGAUGGAUAAACAUCAACCAGUGCAGCCGAAGAAGACAGUAAAAAUGGACGUUUCACAUGCUUCACCUGAUUCUGGUACGGAAGAAGUAGAGAUUCACAAUUGUGUGGUUAGGAAGAGAGUGAAUCCUCGAAAGCGCAAGGACAAGGUUUAUGUUGGCUGCGGUGCUGGUUUUGGAGGUGAUCGACCAUUGGCAGCUCUCAGGUUACUGCAACGCGUCGAAGAGUUGAAUUAUCUCGUGCUUGAAUGCCUAGCAGAGCGUACUUUGUUAGACCGCUACCAGGCAAUCAAGUCCGGUGGUGUUGGUUAUGAUCCUCGUAUUGAAGAGUGGAUGCAUUUGCUACUGCCCCUAGCAGUUGAAAGAGGGGUUUGCAUAAUCACCAAUAUGGGUGCAAACGAUGCGUGUGCUGCGCAGAAAAAGGUUUUAGAAACAGCAAGCACAUUGGGAAUUAGUAUUACUGUUGGUGUGGCUUAUCAAGUUGAGGUCUCAAAAGCAGGGAAUACCAUCAAGGCUUAUUGUAUUAUUGUUUUCAUAUAUAUAUAUUCAGGUGUGGAUCAUCAGAUGGAAUCUUUUAAUGAUGGAGUUAGUGUGUAUCUGGGGGCGGCUCCAAUUGUUGAGUGUCUAGAGAAGUACAGACCAAAUGUUAUAAUUACCUCUCGAGUUGCCGAUGCUGCUUUAUUCUUAGCUCCAAUGGUUUAUGAACUAGGUUGGAACUGGGACGAGUUGCAGCUGCUGGCACAAGGAUCUUUGGCUGGUCACUUGCUUGAGUGUGGCUGUCAGCUCACAGGAGGAUAUUUUAUGCAUCCUGGAGAUAGAUUUCGAGAUAUACCUUUUUCAGACCUUCUUGAUUUGUCACUUCCUUUUGCUGAAGUUGGUUAUGAUGGUGAAGUAUGUGUAGCAAAAGCAGAUGGGAGUGGUGGGGUGUUAAAUUUUAGCACCUGUGCCGAGCAGCUUCUUUACGAGGUCGGAGAUCCGGGUGCUUAUGUUACCCCAGAUGUACAGGUGAUAGAAUUACGAGAUGUUUCAUUCUGUUCAUUAACAAAAGAUAAAGUUAUUUGCUCUGGAGCCAAACCAGCGGCUGUAUUGGUACCUGACAAGCUCCUUCUGUUGGUCCCAAAGGAUUCAGGAUGGAAAGGGUGGGGAGAGAUUUCGUAUGGGGGAUGUGAAUGUAUAAAACGAGCUAGAGCUGCUGAAUUUUUGGUAAAAUCAUGGUUGGAGGAAAUAUAUCCUGGUGUUAGCAACCAUAUAAUUUCCUAUAUAAUUGGACUGGAUAGUCUAAAGACAAGUCACAUUGAUGAUAGAAUGGCGUUGGAAAGGUCAAGUUCAGAUAUUAGAUUAAGAAUGGAUGGGCUGUUUAAGCAAGAGGAUCAUGCUAUCCAGUUUACCAAGGAGUUUAUGGCUUUAUACACAAAUGGGCCAGCUGGUGGUGGUGGCAUCAGUAUUGGCCAUAAGAAAGAGUCUUCUCUUGAAAAAGCAUUGGUCAGUCGGGAGCAUGUUUAUUGGCAAAUUGCUGCAGAAAACAUAUCAGUGAAUUUAAAUAAUCAGAUACCGUGUCUUCAAGAAUUCAAACAAGACCAUGCCAAAAAGAAUUCAAUCUCGAUCUCAAUCCAGAAGGAAACUAUAUCUCGAUCUAGUGAGCAACUUUCAUUAUCCGAAAUUUUAUCCUCUCCUGCCCUAUCAGGUCAACCUAUUCCUUUAUACAGUGUCGCCCAUAGCAGGGCUGGAGACAAAGGGAACAACCUGAACUUUUCCAUAAUCCCACAUUUUCCCCCAGAUAUUGUCAGGCUGAAAAGUAUUUUAACUCCAAAAUGGGUGAAGGAAGUUAUCUCAACACUUGUAAAUCCUUCAUCUUUUCCCACUACAGAUGAUAUUGAAAGGAGAGACAAAUGGGUCAAUGAACACAUUGCAGUUGAAAUCUAUGAAGUUGGGGGAAUUAAGUCUCUAAAUGUGGUGGUUAGGGAUAUAUUAGAUGGUGGUGUAAACUGCUCUCGGAGGAUUGACAGGCAUGGAAAGACCAUUUCAGAUCUCAUACUAGCUCAGGUGGUGGUGUUGCCCCCAGAGUCCAUAUAAUAAUGUUUCAGGUUCCAAUUUGCAACACCCUCCCCCGAAAGCAUCCAGUCACUAUCUUUCAGGCAUACGUUUCUCUACUUGAUUUACUACAUCAAUUGCUCCAGAAUAGGCAUCAAGCCUGGGUCUUUGAUGUUGCAUACAGUUUUGGUGUCGUGUUCCUUCGAUGAAGCAUAGUGACAGUGCAGAAUGAAAAAGUAAUCUGAAUUGACCUGAACUUUGUAACCUGUCACCUUGGGAACUGACUGAGUUGCAUACUCUGAAUUCUUAACUUUGUAACCUAAGCGACCUAGGGAAGCAUACUCUGAAUUCUGAACUUUGUAACCUAAGCCACCUAGGGAAGAAGACUCUGAAUUCUGAACUUUGUAACCUAAGCCACCUUGGGAAACUGACCUUGCGUACUCUGAGUUCUGAACUUUGUAACCUAGGCCACCUCGGGAAACUGACGGAGUUGCAUACUGACGGAAGCAUAUGAAGCAAAUGCUCUUUCGGGGCCUGAACCCAUCUUCGAUGUAUAUUAGCAAUGUCCUCUAAAAUGUGUAAGCAGUGUAAUAUUUCUCCCCUCUGUUCAUUAAAAACUAUGUGUUGUGCUGAUCAUUGCCAACUUUUGUCAUGAGUUAGAUGUGUACACCAUCAGGUCUAAAUUUAUACACAUUUAAGUCAUGCGUAUUGCCUCGUUCCAGGUGAAUAAGAUGAGGAUACUGGAUAAGUAUCAAAUUCAUCGCU